UUAUACUAUGGGAAAAAGUCCAUAUUAAAGCGUUGUAAAGAUUUUGUUUCUAUAGCGUUGUGUUUAUAUUCCGUAACUAAAGAAAAUACGGCGUCAGUUAUUGUGACGGUAUCAGCAGGCUGUGUCAGAGGCUGCAGUACAAGUCAGUGGAACAGAACUUGCUGUCAGAAGCUGUAGUAGACAGUGUGGUGAAGGAGGAGGAGGAGGAGGGUGAUGAAGGAGGGCGUCAUGGGGGAGGUGGACAAGAAGUACAUGCCCUUCUGGAAGUGGUGGGUCCAUCGUAGUGAGUCGACCCCUUCCCUGGACCACAAGACCAACAAACGCACGGCAUCAAAGUUCAGCAGAGACAACACCAGCAGCAGCAGCAGCAGACAUGUCAUGUCCUCGGAGGAGCUCUAUGAGAGGCCGAGAGAGAGUGAGAAAGGGGUAAAGUCUACUGAGGAACUCUUCCUCAGAUCCCUCGAGGACGGAAACCCAUUGGGGAGGACGGACGGGGUAGACGAGGCACUGUCUCCGGAGAGCUACAGACGGUACUCCACCAGUCAGCUGUCAAGGAGGCCGUCUUCUCUCGAACGGACAGUGUCCCUGAGGUCAACGAGAGGUAGAGGGUCGAGGUCAGUGAGCUCCCUGGAGCUGAAGAACGCCUACGCCUCGGGGUUCACACCUCGGGGAGAACACCGAGGUCAGGUGACGCCCACCUCCAGGUAUGACUCCCGGGCGAAGGAGAAGACCAGCGGCGGCCACAAGAGGAGGUUAACCCUCGGUCUCGGGAGGCUGAAGCACGACAAGAAGAAGGAGCGGAAGGGAAGCAACGGCAGCAAGACCAUUGACUCUGACCCGGCCAGCGCUGGCUACGACACUGUGGACAACAGGUCUCACACUAUUGGCGGCAGACAUUUUGACUUCGGUGUGGACAAGCAGGACGUGGAGAAGUCUCCUGGGUACGACAUCAUGACCCCGACGGAGAUCUACGAGAAGAGGACGUCCAAGGCUAAAUCUGGCAAGGAUGGUGACAACGUGGAGACGACUCCUGGCCAGGGGUCAGCCAGCCAGCAAAAUGAAACAAAUUCUGAACAGAUCCGAGAACAGUCGCCAAGUCCUGAGGGAGGAAUGUCCACGUCUAACCCGGACACACCAGGAGACAGGUCACAAGACGGAAGUGGCGGAGAUUCUUCCAAGAAAGACACCGAGAGAGAGCGAUCAGCCUCCGAGCUUACUGCAGAGUCAGUGACCGGGAGAGCCGCGCUGAAAGACAAGGUUGAGAGUGUGAAGACACAGAGCCCUGACAUGGACGGUAGCUACUCUGUACCUGGACCACCCCGCCCCAUCUAUGACACACCGCCGCCUCCCAUAGUCGUCGCGGCAACUCGUAAAGCUCGACAAGAUGGCGGCGCUACACCCCAACACUCUAAAGAAGUUAGUGGGGAGGUGCAGAAAGUCCCAGAGUCCCCCAGGAGGGAAGGAUUUCCAGAGCGGCCCCUCCCGUCACCUCCAUCAGCGGACCCUAAACUAGAUGAAGCAAAACAAUCCUCCGGUGAUAGAAGGGGAAGCACAACGCCGGGCAGCACUGUGCAGCACACCGACGUACAGCGGACAAGGAGUGAACAGCCACCAACACCCAAAGUCGUGAAAAAGCAUCAAAUGGUGAGACGCACCAGAAGUGAGCCCAGGACGCGACGCAGCGACUACCACCCCCUGAACCUGGCGCUCACCAAGACGGACACGGAGGCCAUGCAGACAGUCAUCGACGACCACUUGAUCAAACACAACAUUAAGGUGAUGAACGAGGCGGGUGUUGACAUCGCGGCUCUUCCGCCUCCACUUCAUAAACCGGCCAUCAAGACUGCUUCUAAUGCCUCCACUACUUCCGCCGCCUCCUCGGUGGCGUCUUUCCGCACGAGACCCUCCACCCUGGACCUCCCCAGCCAGGCCGGUAACCAGCCGGUCUCGGGUCUCACCCAGGAGAGGCCCAGUUACGACCCACAAUUUUAUGGUUCAAGGUCGUCUUCCCUCCGCUCCAAGAGGUCGUCCUUCAAGCCAGCGCCGCCCGUCAGGUCCCCAACGACCAAACUUACGACGGUGGGUCGGCGAGACUCCACCUCGAGUCAGUCCUCGAGUUCUUCCAAGUUAUCGACGCCUGGCCAGCAGGUGGUGCGCCGGGCCAAUUCCCUCACCUCAGUCUUCAUGGUCCAGGAUCCCUCGGGCCAGAAGGUGCAGCCGUACGCCGCCGCGGUCGCCACAACCCAGACCUUUAGCCCAACAUUUCCUUACCAGGGACCCUCGAGGCCAGGGCUACCCGUCGUGUAUCAGUUACCCUCGGCAGCACACACGGCUCCUCCAGGUGGGGCACAACAGCACUUAACACGCCAGACGGCUUCAGAACCUCGUCUUCGUAAAGUACUGGCCCCUGCCGCCGCCCAGGCUAUCUUCACAUCCAUGCCACCGUCAAGAGUGUCGCCUCCAGUGGUAGUCGACGCCGUCCACAAGCCUCGGAGGUGGUCACUAACACUGUCAGACCUCGCCCAGUACCAGCAGGCGACGCUACCAUCGCCAGGGAACCACAAUCGGCAGCUGAAACAGAGCUCCUUCAGGAACUACCAGCAACAUGUGCAGCCAUCCAACAGGGGCACCGCCUCCCACCACCUCAUAGCUAACCGCGACGUGGCCAGAGUCGCCGUCGGUAACUGGGUCGCCCACCGCUUGGCUCAGUUCCCGCCAGAGAUACAGUCGCUGUACAUCGGCCACAAGUGGUCGUACAGCAGAGGUCGUUCCCGCCAAGGACGACCUCAGCCAAUCAUACACGAGGAGGUGGAGGACGAGAUGUUUCAAACUCAUCCUCCAGUCAGCCCUCACCGCAUGCUGAAGACCAAAAGUUCGAGUGACUCAGAUCACUCUGUGGGCGGGCUACGGACAGCCUCGCUGGACCGUUUAGGGCGUAGAUCUCACGCCCACCCAGCCGCCCACGCCCACGCCCACACACCCCACUACACCCUGCCCAGGCGCCCACAGAACGCCCAGAGAUACAGCCAACCUCAGUCUAAGGGGAAGGGCUACGGCUACUCCCCUCCAUCGGCAGUGUUCGACGAUGACCCCGGCAUUAUGUCUGAAGCGGAGACCUCGUCCACGGGGUUCCGCAGGGGAGGGAAACAGCGAGCCUCCCUCCCUGUUUCCCGCACCCCCUCCACCAAGACCCUCGACAGUAGGAACUUUGAGAUGGAGGAGACCAACUCAUACUGGGAUGAGGACCCGGGCAUCAUGAGUGAGGCGGAGACCUCCUCUACCGGCCGCGGGAGGAACCUCAAGCCCCGCACCUCCCUACCCAUCGUCCGCACCCCCUCCAAGACCCUCGAGCGACCCUUAGGUCUGGUUUUCCUUCAGUUUCGAGGGGAGACUAAAAGAGCGCUCUUGCCUAACGAGAUCACCUCCCUGGAUACGGUCAAGGCUCUGUUCGUCAGGUCCUUUCCUAACCAGCUGACGAUGCAGUACCUUGAUCUUCCCUCAGUCAAGAUCUAUAUCCAUGACUCCAAUAAGGACAUGUUCUACGACCUGGAAGACUUAGGCGGGACUUGCUUUAUCAGCCGGAGACUAGAGAGAGACAUCCGUGACCGGUCUGUCCUAAGGGUCUUUGAGGGUGAGGGAGUCAACGGCCAGGGCGGUGGAGCCUGGGAGCAAGAUCAGUCCUACUUCAGCGAACCCGAGUUUGAUUCAGACUUUCAACAGCAACACGUACACAACAAGUCUAAGAGCGGGAAGUCAGGGGGGUACUACAUGACCCACUCCUACCCCCCAGGAGCACCGCAGCCCAACGCCGGGGUGGCGCCCAUACCCAGGGGACCAAGACCUCCCUACCCCGCAGAUGUUGUGGUGUCUGCAGCAGGGGGCGUGGCACCCCCUAAACCUCAGCGGUACGCGGGCGCUCCGGGCGGGCCGGCGGGUGGGCCCCCAGGGCUGAUGGGCAUGAAGGGCGGCUUGCGGCCCUCGGCACCCCCACCCGGACCGCCCACGGGGCCUCCUGACGGCCCACGCCCACAACACAUGGCGCGCUCCUACUCCUCCUACUCCUCCUCGCCAGAGAGACUCGACCUCCUGUACUCCUCGCAGGAGCGGAUGCACGGAGAUGGGUACCUGUCUUCCCCCGAGCGUUCACCCAGACCUUACGGGGGCAGCGGGUCCUCCUACCUCACCCCUACCCCGAGUUAUGAGGAUCCUUAUUACGGGGGGCAAUACGGGUCAAGGUCUGGCUCCGUCACCCCCAUCAUCGACGAGGAGGCCAGGUCGGCCUUCUACAGCAUGCGUGUGGAGCAGAUGGAGCGUCAGCUGGCGUCAUUGACGGGUCUGGUACAGAAGGCACUACACACGGGGGUGGCCAGCUCCCCCAGGCCAGAGAUCAUCCCCCUGGCCCCUCCUCCUGCCGUAGUGGCCGCCGCCGCCGCCGCCGCUGCCGCCGCCGCUCAGGCCUCUUCCAACACCGAGAGGGACGGGGCCCCGCCCCCGCCCAACAGGGCCACCAACGACUUCCUCCAGGUUCCUACCAGCUCCUCCUUCUCCAAGAGCUCAGACGACACUUACCUCCGACCAGACACAAAGCCGCCAAAAUUAGGAAGGGGUAGAGAAAAGUCAGUCUCGUUUGAAAAAUCCGUGUCAUUCAGUGACGACCUUCCAGAUUUGAGUACGCCGCCUAAGCAACAUGUCCCUGCAGCCGAGAAACAGCCUAUCAAGCCAGCCAUCAAGUGCUCCACCCUACCCCGGAUGUCUUCCCAAGUCCCACCUGCACAUGCCUGGCUCUCCCCUCCAGUGCGCAGGCGCGAACCCAGACGCCCCAUGACGUCAUUGUCAGACUCGUUGAGAAAUAUUGCAGAGCCGUUGAGACCAAGCAAGCCCGCUCCUUCGUCUAAGCCACAACCGCCACCCAAACCACCCAAUUUGAUGCUCACUCGUCCAUCUCUGUCGCUACAGAAUUCGACAGACUUGCGCCUCUCCCCCGAAGUGUACAACCAGCUUCGAGUACUACAGAAGAAAGCCAAGGAGCUCAGGACUGAUGUAAGGAACCUUAGAAAGACUUCACAAGCAAAUGCUCUCACUAUGAAGGAAAUUCUCAGAGACACAGUGACCAAAAUAACGACGCUGCUACAGUCCAACGAGGCGUCUUUACUGCAGGGGUCAGCGGACGCGGAGAGGGUCAGGAUACAGCGUGAGGAGGCCUCGUACAGGCAGGAUAUGACCAAGCUGGAUAAGGAUCUAUGUGACUUGGAGCUGAAAGUCGAGGAACUGCGCAACAACGUCAUAAAUAGGCGGCUACGAGUUAAUAUGUCUGAUGUAGAAAAUAUGGCGCUAAUAUUAUCUAGAUCAAGCAAGACUGUCGCCGACCUAAAAGCAAAAUUCCCCAUACUUCAGGAUGGUCUGAAAGGCCUUAUAUCUGCUGAAAUGGAAAAAGCUUUUUGUAAUGAAAAGUUCCUGAAAGAAGAGCCAGACAAGUUGGAGAGUGCACUGCGACGUUGCAAGAAACUCACUGGUACUUUGGUAACACUUAAGAGAUACGUCUCUGCCACCAGGUUAGCCUCAGUGCAGGAGCAGCGAGUACCCCCCAACGCACCCGGCGGUGGUCCUAUUGUUGGUGUAGCUAAUGGCGACCCAAGAGCCACCUCUCCUACGCCUGCUGAGGAUGUUCGGGCAUCGUCAGCUAAGCCCGGUGUUGUCGCGAGCCCUCACCUGGCAUCCGCCGCCGGAGUCGGAGCCGAUGGACAGCCGCGCCUACGUGCAGAGAACGCACUCGACGCUCUGUUAGACGAGCUGCAGACCUUUGCAAGGCCGCCGUCUGAGGCCAGCAGCCGCAAGAGUAGUGUGGACGUGACCCCUGCCACCCCCUUGGCCACCAUGGCGCCUGCAUCCUUCACUGUCACCUCUGCCCUCACCACCAGCACUGGCGUCAGGCGGCUGCCGUCCUUCCCCAGCUCAGACUCCCAGUCCUCACCAGUCAAGUCACCAGCCAAUGUGUUCCCUGGGGCAUCCAGUACUCUCCCUAGGGCGGCCAGCCAAGCUCCCCUUCCGCCCCCUCGGGAUGAACAUCGCCUCAGCUUCACGUCUACGUCGUCAGGGUCAGCCAGGUCAUCGCCACGCAGCAGCAUCAGCGGAGAACCACACCGCUUACCGCCGCCCCCACCACCGAGAACAUCAUCCAGGUCACCAAUGUUAUCACCGUCGUCACCAAUGAGUCCAGCACCGCGGUCGGUAUCAGUGCCCCCAGGCGGUAUAGUGGCAACUAUGGUAGGUGGAGUACUGAGGAAUGCCGAAGGUCGUGAACUAUACGGCCCCGUGCUGCGUCAGCGACCUCCCCUAGGACGAGGAUCAUUCAGCGAAGAUUCCACAGCCUCAUCUGCCUCCACUAAUAGCUCAACCAGCAGUGCCAAGGCUGGCCAGCUGUCCUCCAACAGUAGCAGUACUGAAAGUGUCAACUCUCAGGAAGGUGCUGGGCCACGCCAGCAGAACACGAGUAAUGUGCCUCCAACACCACCACCCAAACAAAGGCAAGAGAACCUGGAGGCACGACACCUGGAGUUGCUGAGGCGGCAAAAGCAACUGCAGGAGCAGUACCAGAGGCUACAGUCACUGCAGAGGUCAGGAGGCCGUCCAACACCGUCAAACAUUGACUUGAAGAAGACGGGGAGUGAGAGCAACCUGACAGCUCGGCUGGGGCUGUCCCUAGCUCCUGCAGCACACGGGUCACUCUCUAACCUCACCUCUCCAAACCCACCCUCCCACACGAACACCCUUCCCAACCCCAAGACUUCUUCUGCUGCCUCUACAGGUGGGAUCGACCCUCACCUCACCACCAAACGCAGCAGUGGAGGCCUGGUUGAGACGGAUAUUCUCUGAAGAGAAGCAUCCCUGUUGAUAAACCAGGCAAGAUGAAGUCCUUCCCUAUUACAGGAUUAGGAAAUGUAAAUAUGUAAAGUUUAUACAUACACAAAAACUGCCAACAGAAAGACUUAAGGAAGACUAACCUUGCAAUAUACGCUUUAUUUAGGGCUCAUUUUGCGUCAUUUGACAACGCAUAAUUUUUUGUCAUGGUUAUUUAGAAGUUGAUCUGUCAUUACAAAAAAAAUCAAAAAACUUUUUGCCUACCAACUUUCUUAGAUAAACCAAGAGGAGUUUGAUAAUUUUUUUUCACUUAGUAACAUCGAGUCCCCAAAAUGUCGGAUACAACUAUUGCUCAACACCCAGGACGUAACAAGCUCUCAGCUGAAGGCUCUCACUACAACUGCUGCUCUGGUUGACACUAUCAAGGACCAGCUCAGACUGCCUCAUAAUAUAAUAAAGCAGUUCUAACAGCCCGGAGCUACACACUGUAUAGUAGAUCUGAUGGCAAAAACUAAACUUAGUAGAGCAGUUCUGGCUGGUUGAAAAUAUUCAUCAAAAAGCAGUUCUGAUAGCCUGAUGGAGUAGAUGUAACUGGAGUCCUUACUGAGAGCUGCAAGCAGUGCUAAAAUUACGUUAAGACGUAUGCAAGUCUGUGAUCUUAGGGUGGCUGCCUUGUGGUUGUCAUUAUUUCACACUUCACUUGUAUUUUUUAUAAUAAUGUCAUAUCAGCGGGGAACGGAGACUUUUGUCGUAAAAUGAAAACAUGGUGAGUGAGUAUCAGUCUUAAGUAUUACCUACCAGCUGUAUCACUUUGCUUGAAUAUAGAAAUUACUGUACUUCUAUUACUGUAUACUGUACAUGCAGAGAAAACCUUGUGGACUGCUUUAUUCUUAGGAAAACAGUAAAAAGACAAUACUAACCAUAUUACCUGUAGUAGUUUAAAAAGUAUGGAAUUGUACUGGUAGCUUAAAAAAAUCCUGUACAUAUUAACUUUAUGCUGAAUAUUCAUCAAAAACAGUUCACAAAUCUCAAGUUUGACUGAAAAUUUUGAUGUACAGUAUUUCACUUAAAGUUUGGAAUUUUAGCUAAAUGGGAUAAUAUAUCCAUGUAAACUGUUUGUAUAAAAUAUUAAUUGAAUUCAGUAUAUUUGAAAAACUUGCUAAGAGUUCUCGACGUGGGAGGAGAAUCUAGAUUUCCAUGAAUUGUUAAUGAAAACCGUAUAUUUUCAUCUAAAUACAUUUAUUAAUGGCUGAUACUCCACUAAUCAUUUUCACUACAAAUCACUUUGAGAACUCAUUUAAUACUUUUAGUAUCAUGCUUAAUGUAGUUAAUAUUUUUAUUUCCUUGUAAAACUUGUGUGGAGAGAGUGCCAGCAUUCUAGUGUGUCAGUAGCCAGCAAUGUUCACAAAGAAGUCCCAUUAGUAUUGACAACUAAAAAUUAUUUACUUGGGAAGCUUUGCAACAUGACUGGGGCCACUUGUUGCUGGAACUGUCUCAGCUGGUCCUCAGGGUAGCCACCUGUUACAGGAACUGUCUCAGCUGGUCCUCAGGGUAGCCACCUGUUACAGGAACUGUCUCAGCUGGUCCUCAGGGUAGCCACCUGUUACAGGAACUGUCUCAGCUGGUCCUCAGGGUAUCCACCUGUUACAGGAACUGGCUCAGCUGGUCCCCAGGGAGUAGUGCGGACUUUGUCGUUAACCAUAUCAUCCAAUCCUUCACUCCUCCAACAACUUUGAUAGCUUGUAGUAACUUUACAUGAAUUUGCAUUUCAGUUGAGGUUUUGAUGAUAUGAUAAUUUUGCAUCCUGUGCUCCCCUGAUGGAGGAAAUUGUGAUGUCUUGUGGAGUAACCAAUCUCUAGGAUUGACAGACUUGCGGUUCAUUUUAUCUUCUCACCACAAAUGAAAGGAAAAUUUUGUGUAAAUAGAUUUUAAAGGUGCACAUGUUUACGUGACUCGUAUUGUAAAUUAUGUAUUUUUAGUUUUUUCUCCUUUGUGGCGAUAUUUUGCACAAAUUCAUAGUCACAAUUUAAAUUAUUAUUGCCAACACUUAGGGCCAUAUUUUAUGGGGAGGUUCAACGGAGCCAGGUUUGAGCUUUUGUCCUAUUGUUAUUCAAAUAUUAAAACUCUAACUCAGACUUAAGUUGAUAUCGAAGAUGUUAAUAGCUGCAAUAAGUUGUGAAGAUAUGCUCUUAUGGGAUUGGUCAGUGACAUGAUAGUGUGAAGGAACAGUUCCCUAGAUAAUAAUAUUUAGGGAAUCUGGAUGGUCCGGUGGACUACCCCUUUAGGUUUUGACACCUUAUGACGCAGGUUUAUAUCCCAUCAAAGGACCAUAAUUGUUUUUAUAGAUACUGCAGUUAAAUCAUAUAGCUGGGAACUUAAGUUGAAAUCAGUGAAACUGUUUAGCUAUAUUUUUUGCUUAUACAGUUUAAAGUGUUCUUAAAAUUUAUAUAUAUUUGGACAAAUAGAUUAGAAUUAGUGUAUUAUAUCUCAAAACUAAAUACUACUGUAAAGUCAACUGUGUUCAGUGCUCAACCUUGGCAAUCAAACUUGUAAAAUAUGGCCUGAUGACAAAAAAAUCUUGUUAAUGCAGGCAUAUCUUAAAUAUUUGUUGAGAAAAUGUAUCAGAUUUUAGCAUCUCUUAUUAUAUAUGUCAUUCAGCACAAUCGGCAAUUUAUGUAUGUAAGGGUGAGCAGUGACUUCUCUUCGGUCCUUCUCCCAUACUGAAUUUAGAAGAUGUGACCCGUUGUUUUGAUUAUGUGUAAAGCGUCUGCACUAUGGCUUAUGAUAUGAGUUUCAGGUAAUGUAAUUAUGUUUUGAAUUUUUUAUGUCAUUGCACAAGCAGGUAAGUUAAUUGAUAGUAAGUUAUUUGUUUUGUAUGGCAAUGACAAUCCAUGGGUAUCCUACUUGCUACUAUAUCAGUCUGUGGCCUUUUUUUCUAGCACCUGUUGUUUUUACUAGAAGUUAACAUAAUUUUUACUGUAUAUUUUUCCAUCAGAUGUUAGUUAUUUUGAUUUUGUAAUUCAGAUUUGUAAUAUCCUGUACAUGCUUUACAGUGUGUGUAUUGUAAGAUGCAAAUGAUGAUACAGGUUAUGUAAUUCUUGGCAGAUAAUUAUUUGAGGUUCUUAAGUCACCCAGAUUAUGUUUCCUUGGUCGUGUCUCUUCGACCCAGUGUUAUGCAUGUGUGAUGCUACCUGUUAUACUUCUGCUGUUGAAAUCUAUUUUAUAUCAUCCCGGCACCUUACCAUAAGUUCAGCUUUACUGUUGUCUUCAGAAAAGCAAUAAUUCACAUCUAGAUUACCAGUUUAGAGAAAAGAUUCUAAGGUAAAAAAAAUAGUUAAGACUUACACCAGGAGAUGAGCCAAGGGCAAGAGACAGACCACAAUAUUAUCAAGUGUAUAUAAAACAUCUUCAGUGUGUGUGUGUGUGUGUGUGUGUGUGUGUGUGUGUGUGUGUGUGUGUGUGUGUGUGUGUGUGUGUGUGUGUGUGUGGUGUUGUUAAAAAUCAAUGUUGACUGUUUAACAUCAGAAUCUCCAGAUGGCUUUCACUUUCACACAUGUUUCAGUAUCUUUCAACUGUGUGCCAAAGGUCAUAUGGACCAUUUUCUACAGACUGAGUGAAAUAAAUGAACGAUAUUUUGUUGUAGGUUGUGUUAGUAUGGAACAGCUUUAGAUAGGAUUUAUACAUUGUGAAAUGAUAAGGAUAAAUUUAUAGAAACAAACUACCUCUGUGAAAGUGAAUGGUGUAUCGUCUUGUGAGAUGAACAUAACUGAAACUUAAAUGUAAAAUUUUUGAUUGUAUAGCGGCUGAAGAUUCUUGUGAAGUAAAAGGAACAAGACACAAAGUUGUCCUCAUGCAGUCACUUCCUGGUAACUGAAGGAUCUUGAGGGCAUAAUAUUAAUACUGAAACUCAUAUCAUAAUCCAAUGAUAUUUUUGUCUAAACUCUUUUCUUAAACCUAUGGAGUGACAGUGUUUCCUUCAGGUGACUUACAAUGAUAUUCUUUCUUCCCCAAUUGCUGAAAACAUUUUUGUCUUCUUUUUCUUGGGGUAUUUUUAUGUGUCAUUCAAAAGUUGAUGCAGUUCUUCAGCCUUGUAUUUCAUUUAGCUUUUUUCAAUUUACUUUAGCCAGUACUUCAAAAUGUGUGGUAUGACAGAUUGUUCUGUGACUUAGUUAGAGGUCUGCUAAGGGUUAUUUUCCCAGUGUAAAGCUUUGAAAAUUAUUCCUUAAUCCCAUAGGUGCCUAGGGGUGAAAACUGUGUCUGAGUAUCAUCCCAUCAUCUAAGACCCAAACUCUCUUGUAUUUUGUGGGAAUUGUAUGAUCUGACUUAGAUUUGACUGGUUGGCAACUCAGGUAAUGUGACUACAGUAAGUUUGUCACUUGUAACAGAAUGACCAUUUAGGUUCCUGGACAGUGCAUCUUUAGUAGCAGGUGAUGCUCAUAAAAUAAGUUCAUUGUUAUCAAAACUGAAAUAUUGAAGGUAUAUUUUAACAUGAGAAUAUUGGAUGACAUGAAAACUAUGAAAUUUGUAAUGAUAGUCAUGUUAUUCAAAAGGUGCAAGAUGCAAACAAGCAGCAUUCACUGGCUCCUGCUUGAGCUAUAACUUAAGGAGUACAGUACAGCAGUAGUCUUCUCUUCAAAAACUAAAAUAAAAUUGGGUCUUUCUGAUGUAACAUGUCAAGUGCUUCAGUUUUGUAAGAAUCAGUAUCUGUUCAACCAUAGUUAUACUGUACAGUACAGUAUGGGUAUAUCCUUAUGGCCAGUUGUCUUUAUUUUAUGGUUAUGGUGGUUAUGGGGAAGUCAUAAGAGUUGCAAAGGGUUCUAUUGUUUCCUUAAAUACCACACUAAAAUUGCCAAGUGUUCACUUGUUCAGCCAUAUAUAUAUAUAUAUAUAUAUAUAUAUAUAUAUAUAUAUAUAUAUAUAUAUUGACACAGGAAGUCAUCCACUCACAGUUGUGUUGGAGAAGUUCUUAAACCCUUUAAACAGGCAGAGGCCAAUUUUGGUACAUUUUUAUUUUUACAGUGACUGUAAAUCUGAAGGGCACUACUACCUGUAGUUUACUCUAAAUGUCAUUAUCUUUACAAAUACCAUAAAGACAAAAGUAUGAAGAAGCAAUGAUGACGUUUUUAUCCAAUUUUAUGUAAUAUUCACAUACCCUAAUAUUGUACUAUAAUAAUAACGGAAUAUUUAUGUUCAUUUUGUUGAGGAAGUCAGACAUACAGUAUAGACAACAAACAAAAUACCGAGGAAUUGGGGACAUAAGGGAUUAGAUUGCCUCUGAAUAGGUUCCAUUCUUGCUCUUUUUGUCACCAUCGCUUGUAAUUGUUCAUGUUUUUUCGCCUUAUUAAUAGUCAUUAAAGAAAAAGCCUUUGCAAAAAUGUUGAAUAAUGCAUGGAUAGUUAUUGUGAGUCAGUUCUUUGUAACUUACCUUGAAUUUCUGUAAUAUAUAUUGUAAUUUUAUAAGGAGUAUAGUCAUUUUGGCUGCUACAUAAAUAAAUGUGCUAUUCUGGUGUUGAACAUGAAGGCCAUCCCGGACAGUGCCGGCUCUUGCAAAAUAUUACUUUUGCUCUUGUCUUUUGUUUUCCCUAAUCUGAAUAUUAUAGGCCUCUCUGCUCUGUUAUUCACUUUCCUUCUGAAUUUGCCUUUUUAAAUGUAGCUUAGAGCUUUUGUUCUUCACUCGUAAAGUGAAAACUUUUUAUAAAAUUUUCAAGAGCUAGCUAGGGACAGCAUUAAAAGAGAUGGUAUAUGUAAUAUAUGUCCUGUUAACUCUUAUUUCAAUGAUAAAAAAAGAUAUGUUUGCCACAAAUAAAACUGCAAUGAUG
Messenger RNA from Homarus americanus (American lobster), 12677 nucleotides. RefSeq lists its product as uncharacterized. Bases 214 to 6873 code for a protein of 2219 amino acids. NCBI's taxonomy places the organism in Eukaryota, Metazoa, Arthropoda, Malacostraca, Decapoda, Nephropidae. The transcript is spliced from 24 exons. Gene Ontology annotation, cellular component: cytoplasm. The record is from RefSeq and is a predicted model, not a curated record.